AAAAAAAAAAAAUUUCGUGCUGCCCGAAGCAAGUUCAUUAUUUUAGCUAUUUCAUUAAGAGCCAUUUUUGUUGGAGGAUGGCUGGUGAUAUCUGGCGGAUGAAAGUACAAACACUCUGCUCUCUUUCUUGUCAGCGUGAGCAGCUUUGACCCCCUCUCCUUCUCUGUCUAGAUUUUUCUUAGAAAAGCUAGUACUCAAUCUAUAAGAUUUGAGAAGAAGUGACUGGAAGGAUGGAGGAGAUGAGCAAAAGAGUGACUAUUCUAAGAUUCAGUCUCAAUACUGAGAAGCCUUAAUGCUUGCUGCAUAAAUGAGGAGCAUGCUUAUAGGAAACUGAAGAAACAAAUUUCAGGCUCUGGGAACAUAAAAGUUGGAAAAAUUCAACUUAGUUAUUUCAAUGAACUUAAGCAAAUGAAUAAGGUUCUGCUUAUCUGGAGCUUGAAUUUUCAUCAAGGACCGAAGUUUGGGGAAGAAGAUUGGCAAUGCCAGUGAAGAUGGGGGACUCUACUACUUUGACGAGGACACUGAUGAGUAUAUACAAGCUCAAACCGUUCGUUGGGAAUCAGCUUCUCUCAUGAGGAGAUAUAAAAAAAUGUUACGACAUUUUAGUGCACCACCCAGUUGAGAAAUGAUUUGUGCGAAAGCCCCUCUCUGUUAGCUUCCUGGGCUGCUGAAAUUGGCUCUAAAGCAGAAGCAUCAACUACUAAAAUCAGAUCCUUAGAUGCACUCGGGAAGGAAGCAUGCUAGUUACGGUUUCAGGUCUUAGCAGUAUGAUCCUCGUAAAUAAGAGAAGAGCGAUGGAACUCUUCCCAGAAAGUGUGACAAAACUUUGGAAUGAAUGGGAACUCCGCGCAUUGGUUUUGUUGAGCCUUUUCUUACAAAUUGUGCUCAUACUCUUGGGUAACAGGAGGAAAUAUAUAGCUAGUAACUGGGUCAGAAUCAUCAUUUGGCUAGCUUAUUUAGCUGCAGAUUGGAUUGCAGCAGUCUGUAUUGGCGUCCUGUCCAAUGAGAAUGGAGAUGACAACUCAUCACAACCAAACAGUUUGAUAUGGGCAUUUUGGGCACCAUUUCUGCUGCUGCACCUUGGCGGUCCGGAUACUAUUACAGCCUAUUCAUUAGAGGAUAAUGAAUUAUGGUUAAGACACUUUCUUGCGCUAGUCAUCCAGUUUGGAGGGACAUUUUACAUUUUUCUUAGGUCCUGGAAGUCCAAACUGCUUAAUAUUCUGGCCAUUCCAAUUUUUGUGGCAGGACUCAUCAAGUAUGGGGAAAGGACCUGGGUUCUAAGGUCUGCAAGCAGUGAGCAAUUCAGAGAUGCCCUGCUACCUCGUCCUGAUCCAGGGCCUAAUUAUCCCAAAUUCAUGGAUGAGUAUACUUCAGGAAAAGCCGAGGGAUAUCAAGUUUCAAUACAACAACGAGGUAAAACUUCUAGGACAGUGCAUUCUCCUCCAGAAGGAGACAUUUUGCAGCAGGCUUAUUACUUCUUCGAAACUUUCAAGGGUUUGUUUGCAGAUAUCAUUCUUAGCUCCCAGAGGCGCAAAAGGAGCCAGUCUUUCUUCCAGGGGAAACAUUCUGAACAAGUUUUGGAAGUGACUUUGAAAGUGGCUUUUGAAGUGGUUGAGAUUGAGCUUGGAUUCAUGUACGAUGUUCUCUACACAAAGGCAACUGUGACUUGCUCUAGAUGGGGCAGCCUCCUCCGCUCGAUUAGUUUGAGUUUCACCAUUUCUGCAUUCAUAGCCUUCUUGACCAUUGACAGGCAAGAGUACUCAACUAUUGAUGUGAUUAUAACGUACUUGUUGCUGGUUGGAGCUAUUGUUCUAGAGAUCUAUGCCAUUCUUGUACUGCUUUUCUCAGAUUGGACUAAGCGGUGGUCAAGUAAAAACAAAAACACAGCGGUGCAGCUCAUCAUUAAAGCCAUCUCUCGCUUCCAAUUGCGUUUUCUAUUCCCGACGAAUCAGAGGUGGUCUAAAACCAUGGCACAAUACAAUCUAAUAGAUUUCUGCCUUAAACCGAGGCCAAUUAAAGUCCGUGUACUCCAGAAGUUCCACAUUUAUCAAAUAUUUGAGAAGUAUUAUCACAAGAAUUUAGCUGUUUUCUCUGAAGAAAUGAAAAAAUUGAUCUUUGAAUACCUUGUAGAAAUAUCAAAGAGUGCCUCAGAUAUUGAGGCCGGUAAGCAAUUAUGCACUGGUCGGGGUGAUCUGGUGCUGCUAGAGAAAUUAGGUUUGAGCAAUAACGAAGACUUCAGUCAUAGCAUUCUUCUCUGGCACAUUGCAACUGAUCUCUGCUAUGAGAAUGAUGCAGAGAAGAAUCCAGAUUGUAAAGCGUGCAAGGUGCUUUCUGAUUAUAUGUUGUAUCUUCUGGUCAUGUGCCCUUUCAUGCUGCCUGACGGAAUUGGGGAGAUUAGAUAUCGAGACAGCUGCGCCGAGGCUAAAGAAUUCUUCAAGGAUAGAAAGCACAUAAAAAGUAGAACCCAAGCUUGCAAAGAUUUACUGAGAGUGAGCACUGAAUUUCCAGCAUCACAGGUGAAAGGUGAUAGAAGCAAGUCUCUGCUAUUUGAUGCCUGCAGGCUGGCCAAGUCUCUGCAAUCCCGGGAACAUAAAUGGGAGCUGAUGCGGGGUGUGUGGGUGGAGAUGCUAUGUUACGCUGCAAGUCAAUGUCGGCCGAAUCAGCAUGCCAAGCAGCUCAGGCGAGGCGGAGAGCUGCUCACUCAUGUCUGGCUUCUCAUGGCUCAUCUUGAUGUAAGAGAAAAUUUCCAGAUUUCACAAGGCAAUGCAAAAGGUGGGAUAAUUGUGAGCUAGGAUCACUGAUGACACUCGAAGGAAAUGGCGCCACUCCAAUAUUGUAGUUGAGAAGUUUUUGUACCAAAAGAAUCCAAGAUCAGUUGAUCAGUUGUAUUUUCAAUUUAGAGAUAUUCAUUUUGAAGUUUUUGCAAUCAUUGUCGCCUCGAAUUAUCUUCACCUCUCAACAAUAGAUUACUGAUUGAUUAACAAUGACAUCGGAGGUUUUCCAGUA
This is a messenger RNA of Vitis vinifera (wine grape), 3006 nucleotides long. RefSeq lists its product as uncharacterized. Bases 738 to 2792 code for a protein of 684 amino acids. The transcript has 6 exons. NCBI's taxonomy places the organism in Eukaryota, Viridiplantae, Streptophyta, Magnoliopsida, Vitales, Vitaceae. The record is from RefSeq and is a predicted model, not a curated record.